Messenger RNA from Branchiostoma floridae (Florida lancelet), 1704 nucleotides. RefSeq names its product transmembrane protein 115-like. Gene Ontology annotation, cellular component: Golgi apparatus; membrane. Lineage: Eukaryota; Metazoa; Chordata; Leptocardii; Amphioxiformes; Branchiostomatidae. The transcript is spliced from 2 exons. The record is from RefSeq and is a predicted model, not a curated record. Gene Ontology annotation, biological process: retrograde vesicle-mediated transport, Golgi to endoplasmic reticulum. The coding region runs from base 103 to 1269 and encodes 388 amino acids.
ACCAAGAUGGCCGACAAGUGUCUGAGAUUUUGAUGUUCAGACGCUAAUCUUCGAUUCUCCGCGUCACACUUGAGUUUUUCCGGAGUUCCUGAGGAAAGCAGCAUGUCUAAUGCACUUGUGAACCGUUAUCUGCCGGUGGCACGGCAGCAUUUCGUCACCACGCUGACGAACACCAGUGUUGUCGUGAAGGCCGUGUGCGCUGUCGUCUGUCUCAGUUACCUGGUUUCCCUGGGAGUCGAACUUGUCGAACCGUUAAGCAUAAACCCUGGGUUUCUCAUCCCCUCCACCUUCAGGGUCUGGACUCUACUGACUCAUGGCUUACUGGAGACGCAGAUACUGCACGUCGCCAUCAGUAUAACGGCCGUGGUUGUGGCGGGAAAACUACUGGAACCCAUAUGGGGUGCUCUAGAACUCCUCAUCUUCCUGACUCUCGUUACCAUAGUAACUGGCAUAUUCUCUGCGUUCUUCUACCUUUUCGUGUACAUGGCCACGUCAGAUGACUCCUACAUCUUUGAGGUACACAUAUACGGUUUGACUGGGUUCGCGGCCGGCGUCUGCGUAGCUUUGAAGCAGACGAGACCGGACCAGGUGCUAGUACCAUCUGUGGACCUGCGUGUGAAACACAUACCACUCCUGCUACUGGUCGGGUCCAUCCUGCUGAAAGUGGCCACCCUCACGACCGGGACCUACCCCGUUAUGACCGGCAUGGGGAUCCUGUCCAGCUGGAUCUACCUGCGCUUCUACCAGCAGCACGGGAACCAGGGGAAGGGAGACAUGGGCGACGUUUUCACCUUCGCCACCUUCUUCCCCGAACCCGUGCAGGCUCCGAUCGCCAUACUAGCGAACACGGUGUACAGCGGACUGGUGAAGAUCAAGGUGUGUAAGAAAACGGUGAAGAGGUACGACGUGGGAGCGCCAUCCUCCAUCACCAUCAGUCUACCCGGCACCGACCCUGCUGAUGCUGAGAGAAGAAGGAAAAAAGCCCUGCAAGCCCUGAAUGAACGCCUGAGCAAGGUGCAACAGCCAGAAGAAGAGGAAGGGGAUUGGCCUGCCAUGGAAGAAGUUGCUCCCGACAGCGUAGUUGUAGAUGUAGAGGCAGACAAGAAAAAGGUCCCCACGCCUCACAGAAGUCCGGGCUCUUCCCCACAAGUUACCCCCGCACGAGCUGCUAGUCCGGAGCCUGCAAACAGCCCCGCCAAUAUGCCCAACGGUCCCACCAAUUUUAAAAAUGGUGGAAACAAAUCACCACCAGGGGAAGGCCCAAGUUAAGGCAAAUGGACAUCUGUAUGCCCGAGUAAUGCUAUAUUUGUGAAUGUAUGUGAAAUAAAAACUGAACAACAGUUGUAUUAUGUAUAUUUGGGAAGAAGCAAUAGAAAUGGAUAACCAUUUCACAGAGUAUAAUCUGUUGUUGUAAGACAGUCCUGGUAAAUGAAAGACUUGUUAGAGGAAACUAAGGCUGCCGGUAUCAAAGGGUUGCAACUCUUUUUGUUAUGCCAAAGUGAGGUGGUGGCCAUAAGUUAAUAUAUGUGAAAAAGUCAUGCAGAUAUAUAUCCUUUCUUUUUUUAUGACAUUCUGUGUACUUUGUAGUAGUGUUCAUCAUUCCUUUAUUUGAAGGGUUGCUUGUCUUGUAUUCCUCUUGUGAAUUGUACCAACUUGUUUUCUGAAAAAAAGGUUUCAGUUCAUUACAUACACUGGUAACUACAG